Messenger RNA from Oryzias melastigma (Indian medaka), 2096 nucleotides. RefSeq lists its product as uncharacterized. The record is from RefSeq and is a predicted model, not a curated record. Gene Ontology annotation, molecular function: neuropeptide hormone activity. The transcript is spliced from 5 exons. NCBI's taxonomy places the organism in Eukaryota, Metazoa, Chordata, Actinopteri, Beloniformes, Adrianichthyidae. The coding region runs from base 1583 to 1990 and encodes 135 amino acids.
AAAAAAAAAAAAAAGUGAGGGACUCUCAGUCGGCUUGAGGGUGCAGUGACUAGCUUUAUCCGGACUUAAAGAAAUGUAAUUAUUUGCCUCUUUUAGUUUAAUUUAAGAUUAUGCUUUUGUAGGGAUGAUUUAGUUUUUAAGAUUAAGGACCCCCCCUCAGAAAUGUUAUUCUAAUCACUGAUAUAGUCAGAACACACAACGGCUGUCUGAAUUCCUCCACUACUCACUACAUAGUGCAUUCUCCAUUUUGUAGUGCUGUCAACUGAGUGCCCUAGAAAUUUCCCAGAAGUCUUUGCUCAUAUUGAUUAGUUUUUCACUUCCUGAAGUAGAUGUUGUCCUACUUGCCAUUAAAAAAAUGUUGAACAUUGUGUCCUAAUUAUCUUUAAAGUCCAGGUCACUAGAGGGUCCUGCACUUUCUUUUUAGUAGUCGGGGAUUAGGGGGAGAAUUUGGACAACCUUGGAAAACCCAGGGGGGCAGAGAUUGAAGACUUUCCAACUGAAGUUUUUUUUAAUUUUUAAUAUAUUGUGCACUAGUUUUGCAACUAAUUUUGGUUUUUGCCCAAAUCUUAGGCUAGCCUAUUUAGCUAUCAAUGCUAAUGCAGCAUUAGGCUAGCUUGUUAAACUCAGCAGUUAAAAUAUUCUCCCGUAAAAUGAAGGUACAGUAAAUAGCUUUCUCCUCCUCGUGUUGGAGACAUUGACUGUUGAAGCAUCUACAUAUGCCUCAUUGACAGCCAAUGGUUGGAACACAAAGAUGGACGACUGAACUUUAUGACCUCGAAUAAAAACACUGUGACUGAAAGUGUGUAAACAUCAGCCAUGGCCUAUUACAAUGCGAUUUUUGUUAAAAAAAAAAAAAAUUAAUAUAUAUAUCAGAAAAAAAAUAUGUAGUCUAAAGCCUAUUUUAGACAAGACAACAGAAAACAGUAGAUUUACUCAAGUACACUUGAAAAUUGCCUAAAUAUAGAGAGUAUAUAAUGAAUAUAUAAAGAGUGGUUUUGGUUUAUCUCUCAUGAACUAUAAUAACUAUUGGGGUUUGCUGUAGAUGUCUCAGGGAAAGACCAUCUGGAAUUCAGAUGAGGUGAAGCUGUAGAACAAAAUAAGAUUCUUCAUUCUUCUCACUGCUGCUCUCUUUCCUCACCGUUUGUGUGUUUGUAACUUAUGUAGUGUUGGAAAUUGUGUUGAAUUCACAUUAUGGAUUUUGUGUUCUCAUUAAUGGAACAACAAAAAUAAAUCGGGAGCUUUUAUAUUGACUUUGCAGUUAAGAUUUUAACACAUAAGGAGAAAAAUUUGACCUUAAUGAGAGUUUUGAGAUCAACUCACAAGCCCUCAGAUAUAAAGAUAGAGGAAUUAAACUUUAACUAUUUUAGACCAUCAAGAACCAAAGUUUCCUGCGUGAGGAAAAACAGAGUUCUGCAGCCAGCAGUUGAUACAAAAAAGGCUCAAACGUGAAUGAUCUCCGCCGCAGCGCCUGCAGAAGUCCUCCAACUCACGCUCAGUAUUGACGGCUGCAUUAUGUGUGUGACGUCAGUCUGUUGUUUUGCUGUUCUGAAGCCCCUAGUAAACAGGAGCUCUGCGGGGCCACAUGGGGAGCAGGAUCGAAGACGCUUCUUCACGGGGGGAUAUAAGUGGUCCGAGCGCUGCCCUGAAACAGACACAUGCUGGAGCUGGAGCGUCUGUGCUGACAACAGCUGACAUGAAGACAAACGCUUUGGUCAUAUGGACAUGCAGCCUGGUCAUCUCUCUGCUCAUAGACUACUGUCAUGCUCAGAAGCUGAAUGUCCACUGGGGUCCACAGUCCAUGAUGUACCUGAAGGGCAAGUAUGGAAAGAGGUUUGUGUCAGAGGACGACAACAGAGUUUGGAGACGCGGUCUCAACGGUCUCCAUGCACUGCUCAAAGACCUCCAGAGGCUUCAGCUGCUGGACUUCAGAAGGACCAACAGUGUUCUGAACUCAGAGAAAACGCCGCUCCCCUGUCUCGGGAGGAGAUGAGUCUCAUGGUCGCUCGGCUCCAACAGCAAACGGAGCUCCGCUUCUCUGGAUGUUUCCUCGCUUUAGUGUUCCCCGUGACCCAUGAAUAAAGUCUGCUAAACCAUCA